Messenger RNA from Scylla paramamosain (green mud crab), 10971 nucleotides. Its product is annotated as facilitated trehalose transporter Tret1-like. Gene Ontology annotation, biological process: transmembrane transport. The transcript has 8 exons. Gene Ontology annotation, molecular function: transmembrane transporter activity. NCBI's taxonomy places the organism in Eukaryota, Metazoa, Arthropoda, Malacostraca, Decapoda, Portunidae. The coding region runs from base 561 to 1733 and encodes 390 amino acids. The record is from RefSeq and is a predicted model, not a curated record. Gene Ontology annotation, cellular component: membrane.
AUUAAAAAAUAAAAUAAAAUAAAUUAAAAAAAUAAAUAAAACGCUCACCAUCAGUUCGACUUGCUUCUCGACCGCAGUCUACCGUAGCUUGUAGUGGCGAGAGGAACGGUCAGUCUCUCAGAACCUGAAGGUCGCGUCAACAAGUAGCUGCGUUAGUCUGGCGUUGUUUUGAGUGUACUAAGGUGCUGAGUGCGUCAAGUAAAACAUUUCAAGAAAAAAAUAUUCUGAUUAUUGGGAGCACACACUCCUCAUGAUAAACAUGACCUGCGAAUUACAUGAAGCUCAAGAACUGCAGGAACUGCAACAAAAAGUUGCUGAAAAAGAUGAACAGGAUGAACCUCGGGCAGAGCGUCGUUUACGACUGGUAAAGCAGGAAGGGGCAGCAGCAUGCCGAUGUGCCAGUGAUAGCAGGCAAGGUGUCAAAGGUACUGAUAGUGACACUGGCUUAUGUGGCUCUUGGAGCAAGUAUCACCUGGCCUUCCCCUGCCGUGUCCAGCAUUGAAAAGGACAACUCCACCCUUGUUGGCACAGAAAUUGUCCUUACUGCAGCUGAGAAGGACAUGACAGGUAGCCUGAUGUAUCUGGGUUCACUAUUUGGUGCGUGGAUUGGAGGCUGGGUGGUGAGCAAAAUUGGGCGACGCCUGUCACUACAGCUGUUGGGUCUACCUUUCAUAACAGGCUGGAUCAUAUCAGGACUUGCCUCAAACACUGCUGUUCUUCUUAUUGGGAGGUUGAUCCAUGGAAUAUCCAGCGGGUGCUUGACUAUUGCUGGGUAUGCCUACAUAGUGGAAUUAUCCGAUACCAAUAUUCGGGGCAUGAUGGCAACCCUACCCACCCUCGGCAUUGUGCUGGGCAAUUUGUACACUGUUGCCAUUGGUUACACCCUUCCCUGGCACUACCUCUGCUUUGUGGGUGCCAUUCCUGCUGUAGUGUUUGCAGCAGCUUCCUUCAUUCUACCCAAGUCACCAUCAUACCUUGUGAUUCAGGGAAGGCGCCAGGAGGCCCUCUCUCUCUUAAAGGACUUGAGGGGAAACCAUGUCAACAUCGAAGCUGAAGUGACACAGCUGGAGCAUAUGAAUUCCAGUAGCAGCAGUGGGUGGAAAGGCCUCCUGAACAAGGAGACUCUGCGUCGAAUAACUGUUGUAGUGACAACUUUUUUCUUGAGCCAGAUGUGUGGUAAUUUUGUCAUGAUGAUAUAUACAGCUCGAAUCAUGCAGAACACAGGGGCACCCAUGGAUCCUGACGCCAUUACAGCCAUUGCUGGAGUCCUACGAGUGGCAGGAACCCUAGCAGCUGUCUUUCUGCUGGACAGGUUGGGACGGCGGUACUGUCUCCUUGUCUCACAUGCUAUCAACGCAUUUUGCAUGAUCAUCCUUGGCACUUACAUUCACUUGGCUGAAGCUGCAACCCCAGAUGAUGACACUUUCUCCAAGCUCUCGUGGGUGCCAAUGGUGUGUGUGAUGGUAUCUCUCUUCUUCUGUGACAUAGGAGUCCAUCCCAUACCUUUCAUUAUCUCAUCAGAAUAUUUCCCUACCAACAUCCGUGCUCAGGCAUCAUCAGUGUGUUUCUCUGGAGGCACCAUCAUCAUCUUUGUUGUGCUGCAGCUCUACAGUCCUCUGCUGACUCUCCUCACCCAGCCCGGGCUCUACUGGCUCUAUGGUUGCACCAGUGUCGUGGGUGUCUUCUUUGCUUUAUUUGUCAUCAUAGAAACUAAGGGAAAGUCUGUAGGUUAAAAGGCAGGAGAGGGCUUAGGGAUGUGCAAUCAUAAGAACAUAAGAAAAUUAGGGAAGCUGCAAGAAGCCACCAGGCCUACACAUGGCAGUCCCAGUAUGAACCAUACCUACUUAUUUCUACCUAUUAUCCCCAUCCAUGAAUUUGUCUAAUCUUGUUUUAAAGCUCCCUAAUGACUCAGCACUAACAACCUGAUUACUGAGUCUGUUCCAUUUAUCAACCACUCUAUUUGAGAACCAAUUCCUUCCUAUCUCUUUCUUGAACCUAAAUUUUUUAAGUCUGAAACUGUUAUUUCUUGUUCUAUCCUGAUUCCUGAUCCUGAGAAUUUUGCUUACAUCCUCUUUGUUGUAAUCCCGAUACUACUUAAAGAUUUCUAUCAGGUCCCCUAAUAGAGCUGAAAAACUUGGAUAAGAAGCUCCACUAAAAACUUAAUUUCUCAAAGAGUGAUGAUAUUAUACUAUACUAAAGCUACAUCAUCACAGUGCCACUGCAUAUGACUUUUCUAUGCUACUUUAGAAAGGUAUACAUUCGUAAAAAAGUUUAGCAAUUGGAAAUGUUCUUUACAAUAUUUAGGUACUGCUAGUGUAACUUAUUACUACCAUCUGCUAAAUAUUACAUUGUAUUCCAAGUUUUCUCUAUCCUUCUGCUUACUGAACAAACCAUUAGUGCAGUUCACCAGGGUCUUGAAGAUCAUGUACUAGACUCUUGACUACCAAUCAUACCGUCCCAAAGAGCUUAUAGCUCAAGAUAAAUCAUAAUGUGUGUGUGUGUGUGUGUGUGUGUGUGUGUGUUUACUUAGUUGUAUUUACCUAGUUGUGACAUACAGGAAAAGAGCGAUGCUCAUGCUGUCACGUCUCCAUAUCUAUUUUCAUCUAACUUCAUCUUAAAAUCAUUUAUUGUAUUUGUAUCAAUGACUUCUCUGUCCAAAUCAUUCCAGAUCUCCACAAUUCUAUGUGGGAAGCUAUUUUUCUUAACAUCUCUUCUACAAGCAUCUUUUUUCAGUUUUCUGCCAUAUCUCCUUGAGCCUCUUGUAUCCCACAUCACCAAGUCUUUCCUAUCUAAGUUUUCCAUUCCAGCCAUCACUCUGUACAGUGUGAUCAUAUCACUUCUCUCUCUUCUUUGUUUCAGUGCCAUAAGACCCAAUUUCAACAAGUCUUUCUUCUUACAGUAGAUCCUUCAAACUUGGAGAUAACUUUGUUGCUGCUCUUUGUAUUCCUUCCAAUUUUCUUAUAGAUUUCUUAGCGCUAGGUGACCAUACCACAGCUGCAUGCUCCAAUCUUGGGUGUAUCAUGGUCACAAACAAUUUUUUUUUUAUUUCUUCAUCCAAAUACGUAAAUGCUGUCCUUAUGUUUCUCAGUAGGUUAUAUGUUUCACCUCUAAUCUUGUUUAUGUGUUUCUCUGAUGGCAGCUUAUCAGUAAUAAUUACAACCAAGGUCUCUUUCUUCUGAUCUUUUGCUGAUUCUCUCAUUCCCCCAUUGAAUAAUCUCCCAUUUGUCUCUUGUCACUCUUGCCAAAUUCUAUCACAAUGCAUUUCUUUGCAUUAAAUUCCAUCUGUCACUUUUGGCUCCACUUCCAGAUCUUGUUUAGGUCCCAUUGAAGUGCUAUGCAAUCUUCCUCUUUUUCUAUUUUUCUCAAUUUUGUAUCAUCAGCAAAUAAGCUAAUGUAGUUGGUUAUUUCUUCUGGCAUAUCAUUAAUGUACACAGCAAACACAGAACCCUGAGGAACCCCACUUCAAACUUUCUUCCAGGGUGACCUUUGAUCUUUAAAUAUUGUUCUCAUCUCUCUAUCUUCCACAAAAUUCUCCAUCCACUUUAACAGCCAUUCUUGCAAUCCUCCAAACACCUUCAGCUUCCAUAACAACCUCCUCUACAGUACUUUGUCAAAUGCUUUAUUGAGGUCCAAAUAAAUACAGUAUGCCUAACCAUCUCUCUCCUGCACAAUGUCUAUAACUCAUGAACAGAAAUUCAAGAGAUUUGUAGUAAAUGAUCUUCCUCUUCAAAAAACAAAUUGUCUGUUUGUCAACACACUGUUUUAUUCCAAAUACCUGACCCAUUUGUCUGUUAUAACUUUUACAUAACCUAGCCACCACACUUGUUAAUGACACUGGUCUGUAGUUUGAGGGGACAUCCUUAUUUCCCUCUUUUAAUGAAUGUAUUAUGAUUCUGUGGAUCUUUUAAGCCAACUGCUGACUAUGCUCCUUUAAAAUCCAAUUAGAUACUCCAUUUGGGCCUGUUGCUUUCCUUACUUCUUGAUCCUUCAUUAUCUUCUUCACCUCCUGCACCAUAACAUUUAUUCCACUCAACCCUGCAUCAAUCAUCUCUACAUCCUCCUGCUCCUGAAAACCACUCUCUCUUGUAAAAACCUUCUGGAAACAGUUAUCCAUCACAUCACCCAUCCUUCCUGCCUCUUCAUAUAUCACUCCAUCAACUAGUAGUUUAUUUACUCUAACUUUGUUCUUCCCAUUGACAUAUCGGUAAAAUAGUUUUGGUUGGUCUUUGCAUUUAUUUGUCUAUGAUGUUCUUUUCAUAAUUUCUUUUCUCCUCCCUGUGUAUUAGUACAUAUUUAUUCUUCUCUUCCAUGUGUGUGUGUGUGUGUGUGUGUGUGUGUGUGUGUGUGUGUGUGUGUGUGUGUGUGUGUGUGUGUGUGUGUGUGUGUGUGUAGGUUAUUGUACUUAUUUGUAAUUUGCUGGGCAUAGCCAAACUCAUGCGGUCUUCCAUCCUUAUCUAUAGUUAUCACAUUUUCUUACAAUUUUUGCAAAUUCCUUUCUGAUAUUAACCUUUCAUUCCAAACUUCUCACUGUCAUGGAGUAAUAUACAUACUGUUACAAAACCGGUAGGAUUUUACCUGUCCUGCCACUAACACUACCCAUGUGUCACUUCUUGUCAGGAUAUUGGCUAUUAUCACUGUGUUUUUUAUUUACCAAGUCACAUGAACCCAGUGUCCAGGAGCUUCAUGGGUUUAUCAAGCUCUUACACAAUGAUAGGCAGGCAAAGGCAGAUGUUGGCAGGGAAAAUCACAGUGAAUCCUCUCUGUGUUUAUUGAACACGUGUGUGUGUGUGUGUGUGUGUGUGUGUGUGUGUGUGAUUCACCCAGCCAGCCAUUCCCCUACGGAAAGAGCUCAGAGCUCAUAGUGACCAAUCUUCAGGUAGGACUGAGAUCACUAACUCACCGCACACUGGGACAGCAAGGUCACAACCCCUCAGGUUACAUUCCAUACCAACUUGCUGCUAGGCAAACAGGGGCUACACAUUAAGAGUCUCGCCCAUUUGCCUCACCGCGCCCGGGAUUCAAACCCAGGCCUUCUUGGUUGUAAGCCGAGCAUGCUAACCAUUACACUAUGCAGUGUGUGUGUGUGUGUGUAUGUAUUUACCUAGUUGUAUUUACCUAGUUGUAUAGUACAGGGUCUGAGCCAAAGCUCAAUUAGUCCUGUCUCCAUACCCGAAUUUGUCCAAUCUCUCUUUAAACAUGUGCACACUCUUUGCCGCAACCACCUCUUCUUUUAAGUUAUUCCAUAUUUCAACCAUUCGAUGCGGAAAGCUGUAUUUCUUAAUAUCUCCCAAACAAUGACUCUUCUUUAAUUUCUUCAUAUGUCCCCUUGUACGUCUAUCUCCUUCCUCCACUUUUACAACUAGGUCAUCUCUGUCUAUCUUCUCCUUGCCAUUUACUAAUUUGAACAUUGUUAUCAGGUCUCCUCUUUCCCUUCUUUCUUGCAGUGUUGGUAAUCCAAUUUCUUCCAGUCUUUCCUCGUAACUUAGGUCUUCCAAUUCAGGUAUCAUUUUCGUAGCUGUUCUUUGUAUUCUUUCCAAUUUCCUUAUAUCUUUCUUCUUGUGUGGAGACCAUACCACUGCUGCGUAUUCCAGUUUGGGGCAUAUCAUGUGUGUUAUGAUUUUCUUCAUCAUUUCUUUGUCUAGGUAAUUAAAUGCCACCCUGAUAUUUGCUAGCAAAUUAUAUGUAGAGCCAAAUAUUCCAUUGAUGUGUUUUUCUGGUGAUAGCGUGUCUUGAAUUAUUACUCCCAAGUCUUUUUCUUCUUUGCUCUUUGGUAUUGUGACUCCUCCCAUCUUAUACUCCCAUGAAGGUCUCCUUUUACUUCUUCCCAUCUCCAUUACAUGGCACUUCUUUAUAUUGAAUUCUAAUUUCCAUCGUUUACUCCAUUCAUAAAUUCUAUCAAUAUCCCUCUGUAGUUCCUCACAAUCCUCUUGGUUCUUUAUUACUUUCAUCAAUUUUGCAUCAUCUGCAAACAUGUUAAUGUAGCUAUUUAAACCCACCGUCAUAUCAUUUAUAUAGACCUGAAACAUUAUAGGUGCCAACACAGACCCUUGUGGUACUCCGCUUGUUACUUCGCACCAACUUGAUUUAUUAUCUCUGAUUACUGUACUCAUUUCCCUACUUUGGAGAUAAUCCUUCAUCCACUUAAGUAUUUUUCCUUUUAGCCCUCCUCGAUGUUCCAGUUUCUAUAUGAGACUUUUAUGUGGAACUGUAUCAAAAGCUUUUUUCAGAUCUAAAUAGACUGCAUCAACCCAACCAUCUCUCUCUUGUAGUUUAUCUAUUACUCUUGUAUAAAAGCUCAGUAAGUUUGUUACGCAAGAUCUCUCUUUCCUGAAACCGAAUUGUUUUUCUGUUAUUAUAUUUUCUUGUUCAAGAUAUUGCACCCAUCUGUUUUUAAUAACUAUUUCACAGAGUUUACUUAAAAUACUCGUGAGUGAGACUGGUCUGUAAUUCAGUGGUUCCAUUUUAUUACCUCCUUUGUAUAACGGUACUAUAUUUGCUCUCUUCCAUUCCUUUGGUACUUUUCCCUCCUUCAAAGAACUGUUAAUUAUCUCCCAUAUUGGUUCUUCCAAUUCCUCUCUACAUUCUUUCAAUAUCCAUCCAUUUACUUCGUCUGGUCCCAUGUGUGUGUGUGUGUGUGUGUGUGUGUGUUUACCUCUCUCUCUCUCUCUCUCUCUCUCUCUCUCUCUCUCUCUCUCUGUGAAAGUAAGAACAAUCCUAAGGAUUGCUAAAUAGAAUGAGAGUGAUUGAAAAUUAAAUAGAAUUACACAUACAAGUGAGAGAGUGAGAAAGGAUAAAGUGAAAAUGACAUAAAAUAAAUGAGAGAGAGAGAGAGAGAGAGAGAGAGAGAGAGAGAGAGAGAGAGAGAGAGAGAGAGAGAGAGAGAGAGAGAGAGAGAGAGAGAGAGAGAGAGAGAGCAGCUUGUCCCUUAUCUCAAACAGAUAAGGGGGAGGGGAGGUGACAGGAAGGUUUGAGACAAGAUGAAAGAAAGGAGAGGAGAGGAAAAAAAGGAAGGGACAAGCAGUGGAUAGGUGAGCAGUGGCUCACACAGAUGGUGAGUUAGUCUUGCGAAUUUUUUUUAGUUUGUUAUUCCGAUUAAAUUUUUAUCAAAAUUUCAGUGCUUGCACAAGUUCGUCUUGCCAGUUUUGGUUCAUUAUUCCAAUUGAAUUUUUCCUGAAAUUCCAAUGCUUGCACAUGUGGCAAGUUUUUUAUGCCAGUUUUGGUUAAUUAUUCCUUUUAAAUAUUUAUUAAAGUUUCAGUGUUUUGUUGCAGUUGUACAUUAUAACAGCUGUGUAUUGUCGUGUAACCUACCGUAUAUAUGCCACCUAUUAGUGGCAAUACAAAUGCCUUUUUAAGCAGCCUAAUGAAUAUUCUAACACUGAUAAAUGACAGGAAGUUUGAAGGUUCAGGGAGAUUUCAACUCAGAUUUACUGUCUUACAAUAUUGAUUCUCUCUAUUCCCAUUAAUCACAAUACCUAUCUAAAUUCACUAACAAUACUGCAACUCUGAGAGACCCCAUACAGAGUACACAGGUGGCCUUAGAAUCUAAUGUCCAUAAACUCAUAAUUGUAACUGAUAUAUCUGAUCUUUCCCAAAUAACUUCUCAAUCUGAAUUUAAUAUCCUCAAUGAAGGCACAUCAAAGUACAGGGAUUAGAAUUUACACUAAGACACCUUUAGAAAAUUCUGCAAUGAACUUAUCAAACAAGAUUGGAAUUAUGUUCUACAAAAGUAAAAGUAAAUAUGCAAAUAAAUCAUAUAAUAUUUUUUCACUGAAUUCUUUACUACUCAUAUAUAAAAAAAAAAAAAAUUCCAGUAAAGAAACUUUAUGUAUUUUCUAAAAGUGACAUCAUCCUCUACAUCAUAUCAGCCAUUAAAACAGCAUCAAUGAGAGACAUAGAUGAGAAAGACCAAAGGAACAAAAAAAUUACUCCCAACUCAUGGAAAAAAAUUACCCAAAAUACAGAAAUAAAUUGACCUUCAUAAUGACAGUCAAAAAAUUAAUAUUACAAAGAUCAAUUGAAAUCUAAUCAGAAUUCCAAGUCACAGUGGAAAACAUUAAAAUCUCAGGUCUUCCAUUACAAGCACCAAACAUUAGAUAGAGUCAAUGGCAUUAUGUGCUGACAGAUAAGAUAAAAUCAUGGAUUUCAUCUGAUCUCAGAAAUACCACAUCAACAGGAAAUGUUAGAGAUAAUUAUACAAAAUACUUAUCUAAGUCCCCUAACUUAUCUGUAUUUAAAGCCAAUGAAUUGAAAAGAAAUUGUAAACACUACGAAUAAAGGUAACUGAAAUCUGCUCCUUCCAUAGUGGACAAUAUAUCUUGUCUUACAAUAUACCUCAUCUCAACAGCACAAUAAUUGAAAUCAAAACCUCCAACCAAUGAUACCUUUUUAGCAUGUUUAAUUACCAAUUCCAAGCUCUUUAAUUCAUAUUUUAAAAAAUGUUCAUGUUCUUCUCUUGUUCAGUUAUUUGUCAUAAGAAAGACACAAGAAACCAGUUUCUGGAUAACUGUUUUUUCUUUAUCUGUAUACAAAUUACUUCUACUUUUCCUUCACCAAAUUCCUCUUCAGAAUCAACCAUGAUCAUCCCUCCAUUUUUUUUUUUUUUUUUAACCAUUUCUGUCCUUUCGCUUAUGUUCAACUUUUCCUUUACAAAUAUCUGGAUUUCUUUUGGUUUAUACUUUGGUUUCUGUUAGUCAUACAAUUUCAGAUUUUUUAUUUCCCAAAUAUUAACUUGUUUAGUAUAUUUGUGUAUAUUAUCUUCAACUCAUCAAUCAUUUUCUUUUAUCCCAUGGUUUCUUGUUUUUUUUCUUAUAUUUGUUUCUUAAAUACCAUCUCAUGCAUUCCUUCCUGUAACUUUUUUUUCUAAGUCAGUUCUUGCCAAAGGAAAAAAAAAUGUCUAGAAAAAAAAUGGCUAGAAAAAAAAAAACCUAACAGAAAGUGCCAGACCAUAGUGAGUAAAGUCAAAAGGAAUAUCCAAAAUUAUGAGGAGAGAUUUCUUGAAACUUCCCUCUUGAAAGAGUUUAAGUCAUAGGCAGUGGAAAAUACAGAAACAGGUAUAGAGUUCCAGUUUACCAAUAAAAGGGAUGAAAGACUGGUUAACUCUUGCAUGAAGGAGAUGGAUAGAAUAGGGGUGAGAGAAAUUGUAAGGCCACAGGAAGGGGGAAGGCAUGAAGUUAGCAUUAUCAAAAGAGCAGUUAGCAUGAAAGUAGUGGUAGAAGAUGGCAUGAGAUGCAACCUUGUGGCAAAAAGACUGAAGACAACAUUAAAUGCAUUCAAUUCCAACCUGUUCAAGAGAGCUGUAUGAGCGGAACCCCCCCAAUGUGUGUUUGAAGCUUACCCCAUACACAAGUGGAUAAGGCUCCUGUACAGAGCUAGCAAUUCGAGUGAAAAAAAUCUGGCAGAGACAACUUUGUAAGUUUCUGUUUCUUUCAAAAGGCUCUUGCCAUAAUUUCCCUGAGUAUAAGUGUAUGCACAUACAUUGGCAGCAAGUAUUAUAUUACUGAACUAUCAUGUUGUAGAGCCGUCACCCUAUUGUCCAAAGUUGGCCAACCAUCCAGCUGGCAAAACUCAUCAUCAUAUCUCACUGACAAGAGGAGUGUGUUACCAGAUUAUGAAAGCUGGCUAUACUGGCUAUACUCUUAUUUCAAAGUAAUCCUUCUCCAGUAAUAGAACCAGAUGUGAUUCAUUCUCUCUAUUUAAAAGGUUGCCAGUUGGAAAUUGAUUACCCCACUAAUAAUAAUCUCUCAUAUAUUGAAUAGGACCAACAAAUUUCUCUUGAAUAGAAAAGUUUUCAAUAAUUUUGUUAUUUGAACUUGGAACCAUUGCUGUACAUUAAUUUUCCUCUGAUUUUUAAUUCAAUCAAUAUAAUGCAAUGUAGGUAUCUUAGUAAAGUUUCUUUAGAAUUAUGCUCAAUGUAACAACUUGCUCAACACAGACCAGCAUGGUUUUAGACCCAUUAGAUCUCCUGAGGGACCGUUAGGUCCCUCUUCUAGUUUAACCAGUGCUCAAAUGUUGACAUAUCUUUUUUUUUAUUUCUAAGACCUUUGACAAAAUGCACAAUUCUGUUAUAUCUGAUUAUUUUUAUAAGCAUGGGAUCAGGGACAAACUGAUGCUCUGAAGUCAAGAAUUUGACUGAUAAGAGAUAUUAGUGAUGGUCAACAUUCAGCAUGGGAUUAGGUUUUCAACAUCUCAGCUGACCCAUGAAUGUGUGAUGUGUUUUAUAUUCCUGUCCACAUGCUCAACUACCUAUUAAUCUGUGGUGGGCAGUCACUUUGGCACAGCAAUACAGUUUGUCACCAAUUUUCACUUCACCCAUUGUAUCCUAUAGUUAUUAUAUGAAGUACCUAAAUGUAAUGUAUGAAAUAUUCAGACAUUAGGAUUUAGCAUUAGGAUUAGGAUUAGCAUUUAAGAAAAUCUGAUCACUGGUUGUCUGUAAAUUAUAGUGUUAACCACAUUUUGUGAGAGAAAAUUAGCAUGUUAAAGUAUUUUUCAUCAUGCACUUGUUAAGCUCAUGAUGGCUUGUCUUUUGUUGUGUCCAAUCUUUGAAUAAUACUACUGUUCUAGCACCAUCUAAUGUUUGACAUUGACAGGCCAUAAUACAUUUUUUUUUUUUUUUUACUCAAGUUUCACAAGCUCAUGGCUAAUAUAGUUCAUAAACCUGAUAUAACUGCUGAACCAUCAAGACUGGCUGAUAACCUGAUGAUGCUGCACCAGCCAGUCAGUUACAAGCACUGACCAUAAAUUCAGCCUUUAUUUUUCAAAACCUUCCAUUUGUUUUCUGCAGUCUAAUCUGUGUACACACAACAGCUGUCAAACAUUUGUAAGAGACAGGUGAUAAUUGAUUACUUUCUGCACAAUAAGACAGCAUCCCACUAUUGCCUGAUGUAGUUGUGCUGGCUUACCCAGUCACAUAUUAAGAACUGCCAAAUAUGUAGAUGAUGACCAGUAACUAACAAAAACAACCAGUCAACCAAA